This is a messenger RNA of Purpureocillium lilacinum, 519 nucleotides long. The record is from RefSeq and is a predicted model, not a curated record. Lineage: Eukaryota; Fungi; Ascomycota; Sordariomycetes; Hypocreales; Ophiocordycipitaceae.
AUGAGCGGGCGCCCCGUGCGCAAACCUCAAUGGGGCAGUUGGGCCCCGACCGCCCCUCGGCACUUGCCAGUCGGGAGAGGGAAGCACUGGAGCACCCGCAGCCGGCUUGGCAUCAAGCCACAAGGCACGCCCAUCAAUUCAGAUGAGAUUCAAACCUUUGCUGAAUCAACACCUGCAGGGCCACGCUCCACAGCUGCUUCUCGUUUGAAACCCGUCGUUGCAACGUACCAUGGCAUCCCAGGGCCAAUUCAGACGGCGGUUCAUUCAUUCGUUUACUCACUCGACAAAGCGGCUCAGACGCAGAGGCAAUGCCGCGCCCGGAUUGCGUCAUGGACAAAACCUCUCCGCUUCGUAUAUACACGACGCCCUAGCACAGGGACUUUUUGCUCUCCACGGCCACCUCAAAUAGGCAAGUCGCCGGGCCCCGCGCAUGGACCGGCCGUGCAGAGCGACUCGGGCGCCAGCAACGACCCAGUUGAAGCCUCAGCCUCGCCGGCACGUCCGCGCCGAGCGCCGUGA